Messenger RNA from Saccostrea echinata, 1400 nucleotides. Its product is annotated as tubulin polymerization-promoting protein family member 2-like. Lineage: Eukaryota; Metazoa; Mollusca; Bivalvia; Ostreida; Ostreidae. Bases 292 to 828 code for a protein of 178 amino acids. Gene Ontology annotation, cellular component: microtubule. The transcript is spliced from 4 exons. Gene Ontology annotation, biological process: microtubule bundle formation; positive regulation of protein polymerization; microtubule polymerization. The record is from RefSeq and is a predicted model, not a curated record. Gene Ontology annotation, molecular function: tubulin binding.
CAUGUUUAUUCAUUACUCAUAUAGCCUGGAUUGAACAAGUUUACUCCGGAGAGGAACGCUUGAUUUAAAGGCCUUUCACUUCUGAAGAUCUAAAAAUUAAUCGAUAACAGCGAGCACUAACCCGUAACCAUUGCAGAUAGAAAAUCCGGCCAUCUUGUUUACAUUGGUGACAGCGUUCUAGAGUUUUGUGCUUGCGUGCAGUUUCGUUUAUUGAGCAUUUAAAGGUAAUAACUAGUGUAGUGCAGUUACAUUUAUCGUAUUACAUUAAAGUCCUACCUCUAAAAUCAAGCCAUGGCUUCUGCAGGAGACGAUUAUGAUAUUGAUGAAUUGACGAAGAAACUGAAAAGUUUCGCCUUGACGCAGACCAAGAAGGAUGAUAAGAUGGAUAGCAAAACUUGCGGGAAAAUGGCAAAGGAAUGCUGGCCUAAGACGCUACAGACUAGGAUAGAUUCCAGCGUCUUCCCCAAAGUCAUGAACAAAACAACCAAGUCUAUUGACCUUAACAAUAAAGAACAGAUUAAACAAUUCAUCUCGGAGGCCGCUAUUCAGUAUGAUGACGUCACCAAGAAAACUAAAGAAUUCAAAAAACACGAGAAAUUCUUGGCAGAAAAAAUCAUCAAAGGAGACACAGGAAUCAAAAAAGCGGCAACCUCGUCUACGGGAGGAGUAGAUAGAAUGACCGACACCUCUAAGUACACAGGGGCACACAAGGAAAGAUUUGAUGAGUCUGGGAAGGGUAAGGGGGCGUCAGGACGGGUUGACAGGGCGGAUAACUCUGGAUACGUCGGUAACUACAAAGGGGAGGGAACGUAUGACAAGAAGAAGUGAUUUGUGAGAAAAGGUUUACCUUCACCGCUGGAAGUCCUUAAUUUAUUUUACAUAUACAUAUAGAUGGAUAUUAUUCUUUGUGUAACUUCGUGUGUUUGUUGGUAGUUUCCCAUACGCCUCCACAACCCGAUAUAAAGUUUUAGACAAAUUAUACUGUUAUUAUUUUCAUAUAAUGCAGCAUUGAUUUUUUUUCCUUUACAAAAACAGUCGUGUAUUAUUUGAAUGAAUUUUAACAAUUCAUAGUUAUAAUUAAAACCAGAAAUAUAUAAUUUUCAGUGCAAUAGCAAAACUUGUGUUUGAACUUAAAUGUCGUAAUUUCAUUUUGUGAUUUAUUUAACAAGCCAAUGCGUUAAAACACGUUUUUAUGCCCAAAUAAGUUUAUUUCACCACAUCUUCCAGAAUAUCUUGUUUACGUGUAAUAGUUAUAUAUACUUUCUGUUAUUUAAAUAUCUGCAAUAUAUGUCAUUGUUCUUGUUUUGUCAAGUACGUCUUUAAACUGCUGUAUUAUAGGAGGGCUCUGUAAGUUCAUGUUUACAUUUUAUGCACUUGAGUAAAUCGAUAAUGCAAAUCUU